ACUGCCACCUGCGCAAUUGUCCUCAGUUAACUUUACUCAUAAUAAAGUUGUAACGAUGAAGUGCGCCAUGACUGCUGUUUUCGUUGCUCUCAUCGCUUUUGCAUCAGCCGGAGACCUCGGUGGUUACGGCGGAGGAUUCGGGGGCGGUCAUGGCGGCGGACAUGAUAACGCGGUCAUUUCGCAUGUUAACGUGGCGAAGGUGUCGUACGUGAAGACUCCAAUUGUUUCUACUCACUACGUGAAGGCACCUGUUGUUUCCUAUGUAUCGAAGCCCGUUAAGUCGAUUUCGUACGUCUCGAAGCCCGUCCUCUCAGUGUCCAGCGUUCCUGUCAUCUCCCACGGAUACGGAGGAGGUCUUGGAGGUGGACUCGGAGGAGGUUACGGGGGAGGCCACGGAUGGUGAUAAAUCUGCAAUUAGAUCUGAAAAUAAUAUGUUUUUUGCAGAGUAAUUAGAAAGCUAAUCUCAAUGUUAUACAUUUAUGUAAAUAAACACAUACA
Molecule: messenger RNA, 498 nt
Organism: Varroa destructor (honeybee mite)
Lineage: Eukaryota; Metazoa; Arthropoda; Arachnida; Mesostigmata; Varroidae
Product: cuticle protein 63-like
Source: RefSeq, a predicted model, not a curated record